AUGUCCCACGGCCAUGGCCCUAACUACACUCCAGUGCAUCUGGAAGACAUCGCCGUCACGACGCCGCCUCCUUAUAUGGACCCCGGAAAUGUCGAGGCCAAGAAGAAGAUGAGCCGCAUCCGUAUGUUAUCUUUGUACUGAAAAUUUUGAACACGGAGUAUUUUAAUAUUUCUUGGAUGUUUUUCGUCUCUUUUCUAACCGAUUUCUAGAGUUGUACUUCUCAUGAUAACUUUAUUAGAGUAGAAUUCAGAUUUUGUCAGAAUUUUAUCGUAAAAUUCCAGAUAAGGAAUCAAUAAGCGAAGGAAAAAGGUGUGAUCAUUGCGGAGCUGUCCAAGGAUCACCUCCGGCUCCUCAUGAGAAAGGUAAUUUUAAUUUAUUUCUCAAUCAAGAAGAGUUUCCUUUCAUCAUACUCAUGGAAAAAUCCAUGAAAUCGACAUAUCUCUUAAUCAAAAUUUUCCGUCUCUAUUUUGAAAAAAAAUUAUCUUAGUCCAGGAUCAUUCUUGUUCUGUGCAUUGAGGUUUAAUGGUUCUGUAGACGUUUGAAACUUUCUCCGAUUCCAGAAAUGAUAAAGAUUUUCGUUUUUCAAAGUUCCAUAGAUUUCACUCUUCUGCCUUUUUGAGAUUAUAUAAGAAAAGUCUUUCCUUGUUGGCCGCCGAACGUUUUGAUAUAUCCCGUCUGAGUAUAUUUGUUGAAUUUUUCCGUUUUCCAAACGUUCAGUUUGCGUAACUAGGCCUCGGUUUUUCUCAGCCUCAAGUCCCGCGAAGAAGUUUUGAACAGCCUGAUCAGCUUUUCCCUCUUGUGUUUGAAGUCGAGUAGGUUUGUAAAUGACGGCCUCCUUCCUGCACUAUGGUUUCAGCUGUGAAUACAAGUUUUUCUUGUGAAAACCAGGUCGUGUCUUUUUCAGUCAUCUCCCAUAUGGCGAUGUACCUAUUUGCAAAGUUAGGUCGUGACAGAAGCUUCUGCGACUUUGUAUUUUCCUGAUCUUUCUGUCCGCGUUUUCCGAAUCAAAUCGAAGAAAUUUGUGAAAACAAGGCCUUGAGCUUGCAGUUCUUGUGUGGCCGGCGGUCCGACCCGUCAACCACAUCCACCAGGACUCCCGACAGUUCAUCGGCUACGUCCUCAUAAUCGCCGUCGUCAUCUUCCUGCUCUUUGCGGCAUGCAAGUACCUCCCCUAA
Caenorhabditis auriculariae is the source of this 1175-nucleotide messenger RNA. The record is from the annotation of a GenBank genome assembly. NCBI's taxonomy places the organism in Eukaryota, Metazoa, Nematoda, Chromadorea, Rhabditida, Rhabditidae.